CGUCAAGUCAAUGGUGAUUCCCAGUACAGACGCCCGUCUCAAGCCCUGGCUAGGCCUUCGAGCCCGCCUCGCCCUCUGCCUCUUUUCGCCUACUCUCCUGGCCCUUGCCUUCGUUGCCGCCAGGCUAGCCAUCUCGUCCACAGAUGUCGACGACAAGGUAGCAGAAGCAAAGACUAGACUAUGGACAAGCUGUCGAGGCGUAGAGCUUGCGGCUACGACGGCAGCGAGCAUGCCCCGCAUCAUGGCGCACAACUUCAACGAGGCCACCUCGCGCGCCGUGAUGGACACGGUCCAGGGGCUGGGCAAGGUGCUCCUGCUCGGCAUCGAAGCCAUCGAAAAUCUCCUCGUCUUUCUCGUCGACAUGUAUCGGAGUUUGUUUCUUUGUGUCAUCGAGCUCGUCGUCAGAGGGUCUCUAUCGCUCCUCAUCAGUGCCGUCCAGCUCAUUUCUGACGGUGUACACGCCGCGGCUCACGGUAUCCAACAGAGCAUCCAGGCAUCCAUCAAUGGCCUCAAUGACGUCCUUAAAGGCUCAGUGUCGGGCAUCAAUGAUGUCGCCAAGCUCUUUGGAAAAAGCAUAGGUGUGCCACAGAUUCCCCAGCCGGACUUAAGUGCACUUAACAACAUUCAGAUUCCCAAGACUUUUGAGGACGCCCUGAGUAACAUCAAUGGCAGCAUGCCCACACUGGACCAGCUCAAACAAAAAGUGAACGACGUAAUCGAGACGCCAUUCGAGCAACUCAGGGCCGAGAUCAACGAUACGAUAUCGAACUUCAAUUUCAACUCGUCGGCCUUGCCGGUUCCCGAGCAGCGGACGGUGAGCUUUUGCGACAAGGCCCUCGACACCAAGCCAAUCGAUGAUCUGGGCGACGCACUGCGUCACAUCACUCGAGUUGGCCUGGGACUGCUAGGCUUGGCGGCCCUUUUGCUUCUGAUACUGUGCGCACUGCGCGAAUGGUGGUCCUGGAGGUGCCUUCACAAGCACGUCGAAAAUACGCGAGACACCUACCUGCUCUCGCUGAGUGGCCGGGGCCAGUCCACCAAGCAGAUCUCGAUGCUCGACACUCCCUCUCUCUUUGCGCUCAUGCAGCUCUCGACGCAUCCUCUGAUGGCAAAAGUGGGUCUCACGAUCGCGCAACGAUUAGGCAUCAAGGGUUCGCAGUCCCUCGCCUAUCUUCGUUGGUGGCUCGCCUGGAUCUCACACCCUAUUGCAGUAGCAGUACUAGCAAUGGGCCUUGUUGGUCUCCUGACAGUCGAGGCGCAGCUCAGGGCCGUAGCCAUUGUGAAGGACCAAUUCCAACACCGAUUCGAUGGAAUGCUCGAUGGCACUGCCAAUGGCCUCCAAGCGAACAUCGACGCCUACUUUGGCGAUGCCUCGAGAGACUUUGCCAACAAAUCGAACACCGUCAUUAUCGAUGCGCAAAACGGUCUUAAUGAUGGCCUGUUCAGAUGGGUCAACGUAACAACAUCGACGAUGAACAAUACCCUCAACGAGUUCAUGGAUGGCAUAGCCCUAGACACAUUCCUGCAAACAUCCCUGUCCCCACUCUACCAGCCUGUGCAGACUUUUAUCGACUGUAUCUUAGGGCAAAAGGUGGACAAGAUCGAAAAAGCUCUCACCUGGAUCCAAUCAAACGCCCACGUCUCGUUACCCAUCGUCGCCGACGACGUCCUGAUGCUGGACACCAAUCGAACAAAGGAAUUGAUGGAACCCGUCAAGCAGGCUGCUUUAGGCAACGGUAGCGACCAAGGCGAUCAUCAGGGAAUCCUGCAACGGCUGACGGGUGCCUACAUCAAUAGCCUGGAGAAAGAGAGAAUCUUCUACGCGCUGCUCAUCCUCGCAUACGUCCUCCUCGUUCUCAUCGGCCUCGUCGUCGUCGCCUUUGCAUCG
Molecule: messenger RNA, 1888 nt
Organism: Acaromyces ingoldii
Lineage: Eukaryota; Fungi; Basidiomycota; Exobasidiomycetes; Exobasidiales; Cryptobasidiaceae
Exons: 5
Cellular component (GO): mating projection tip
Source: RefSeq, a predicted model, not a curated record